This is a messenger RNA of Elgaria multicarinata webbii, 11063 nucleotides long. RefSeq names its product ATP binding cassette subfamily G member 1 (gene ABCG1). Gene Ontology annotation, molecular function: ABC-type sterol transporter activity; ATP hydrolysis activity; ATP binding. The record is from RefSeq and is a predicted model, not a curated record. The transcript is spliced from 15 exons. Gene Ontology annotation, cellular component: membrane. Lineage: Eukaryota; Metazoa; Chordata; Lepidosauria; Squamata; Anguidae. Gene Ontology annotation, biological process: transmembrane transport; cholesterol efflux; cholesterol homeostasis. The coding region runs from base 429 to 2468 and encodes 679 amino acids.
CAAUGUUAAAACUGUGCCACAGCCGUGUGCCACAGGGUCUUCUUCCUUUGCUUUUUCUUUUUCUAAUCUGGUCUCUCCGGUUUUGUGGAGCAGGUCGCUUGUUCUGUCCUUUUUGUGUUGAAAAUAAACAAAACGGGGGCCAAGAGGGAAACCCUAGACACCCACAUCAAACCUCGCCGAGCAGUUUGCGCGAGCACCAGCCCUAAGCAGAAAGUGCUUCAAAGCGAAAGAGAUAAUAUCGAGUCCAAAAGCGACGAGGUAACUCAUUACAGCCACGGGAGAGGGGGCGGGGGAGCGGGAGCGGGAGCGAGAACGGCCGCUCGUCCAAAAGUGCUGCGAGCCUGCACAAAGCUUGAGUCGGCGGUGGCCCCCGUUAAUCUGAGCUUUGCUAUGAUGGAUCAACCCUCACCUUAAUUGGUUUUGUGUGUAUGUGUGUUUAUCCGCCGAAUGGGAGGAAAGAGGAGGCAUCUCGGUUUGUUCUGAGGCGCAUCAUCAGUGAAAUUGCUUUGAAUGCCAGCAAUUCUGCAUCUGCUAUGCCUGAGCCAAAGUCGGUAUGUGUUUCAGUGGAUGAGGUGGUCUCCAGUGGCACAGACACACAAGAUGUCCAUUUGCUCAGCGGCCAUUUAAAAAAGCUGGAAAAUGCUUUGACGGAAGCUCAUCGCUUCUCCUACCUCCCCCGGAGACCGGCCGUGAACAUUGAGUUUAAAGAACUCUCCUACUCUAUCCAGGAAGGACCAUGGUGGAAGAAGAAAGGUUUCAAGACUCUGUUGAAAGGAAUUUCAGGAAAGUUCAGCAGUGGAGAACUUGUGGCAAUUAUGGGUCCAUCUGGAGCUGGGAAAUCAACACUCAUGAACCUUCUAGCAGGAUACAGAGAGACCGGGAUGAAGGGAGAGAUUCUCAUAAAUGGACAACCCCGUGAUCUGCGUUCAUUCCGCAAAGUGUCUUGCUACAUUAUGCAAGAUGACAUGCUACUUCCACACCUUACUGUGCAAGAAGCAAUGAUGGUGUCUGCUCACCUGAAACUUCAAGAAAAGGAUGAAGGCAGGAGGGAAAUGGUAAAAGAGAUCUUGACAGCUCUAGGCUUGCUGACUUGUGCCAAUACCCGAACUGGAAGUCUUUCAGGGGGACAGAGAAAGCGACUUGCUAUUGCUUUGGAGCUAGUGAACAACCCACCAGUUAUGUUUUUUGAUGAACCUACCAGUGGCCUGGACAGUGCAUCUUGUUUUCAAGUUGUAUCCCUGAUGAAGGCUUUAGCACAGGGUGGUCGCUCCAUCAUCUGCACAAUACAUCAGCCCAGUGCCAAACUCUUUGAGCUCUUUGAUCAGCUCUAUGUCCUGAGCCAAGGGCAGUGCAUUUACCGUGGGAAAGUAUUAAACCUAGUCCCGUACUUGAGAGAUCUGGGUUUAAAUUGUCCAACAUACCACAAUCCAGCAGAUUUUGUGAUGGAGGUCGCCUCUGGCGAAUACGGAGACCAGAACAGUCGGCUAGUAAGAGCAGUCCAAGAGGGAAUGUGUGAUACCGAUUACAAGAGAGACUCUGGGGGAGAAAGUGAACUUAAUCCCUUCCUAUGGCACAGACCAUCUGAGGAGGAUUCUUCAUCCAUGGAAGGGUGUCAUAGCUUCUCAGCCAGCUGCCUUACUCAGUUUUGCAUUCUGUUUAAAAGAACUUUUCUUACCAUAAUGAGGGAUUCGGUCCUAACACAUCUACGGAUCACAUCACACAUUGGAAUUGGACUUCUCAUAGGACUGCUGUACUUGGGGAUUGGAAAUGAAGCGAAGAAGGUCCUGAGCAACUCUGGCUUCCUCUUCUUUUCCAUGUUGUUUCUUAUGUUUGCUGCUCUCAUGCCAACAGUCCUUACAUUUCCUCUUGAGAUGGGCGUAUUUCUUAGAGAGCAUCUGAAUUACUGGUACAGUCUGAAGGCCUACUACUUAGCUAAAACGAUGGCUGAUGUCCCUUUUCAGAUUAUGUUUCCUGUAGCUUAUUGUAGCAUUGUAUACUGGAUGACCGCGCAGCCCUCCGAUGCUCUACGAUUUGUCCUGUUUGCAGCCCUGGGGACCAUGACCUCGCUCGUCGCUCAGUCCCUGGGACUCCUGAUUGGGGCAGCAUCCACCUCACUCCAGGUGGCAACGUUUGUAGGUCCUGUUACAGCCAUACCAGUUCUCCUCUUCUCAGGAUUCUUUGUCAGCUUUGAUACCAUUCCAGCAUACCUCCAGUGGAUGUCCUACAUCUCUUACGUCAGAUAUGGAUUUGAGGGUGUCAUUCUUUCCAUCUAUGGUUUGGAUCGAGAAGAUCUUCACUGCGACAAAGAUGAUACUUGCCACUUUCAAAAAUCAGAAGCUAUCCUCAAAGAGCUGGAUGUCGAAAACGCUAAACUUUACUUAGAUUUUAUUGUGCUUGGAAUUUUCUUCAUCUCCUUACGCCUCAUUGCCUACUUUGUCCUCAGAUACAAAAUUCGAGCAGAGAGGUAGAGAGGCACCAAACGCAAGACCAUGUGGUUGUAGACUGUUGCUAUUUGUCUGAUUGUGGCAGACAAGUCUCCAGUGCCCAGUUGCAAAUGAUGUUGUGAUCUAGCCCCUAGAAAACCAUGUCAUAUUGGAUUAGUGGAUGCAUAGUUACAGUAAUGAAUCCAGUUGGGUUAGGUCAUAUUUCUGUUAUACUUUCUAGCUUAUUCUAGGAAGAACUAGAAGGGAAUCUUGUUCGAAAUCUGGAAGAAAAUUGCUACUGAUCACAGGAACUUUUUCUCAUGGAAACUGUGUUUCUUGUAAGAUAGCUGUAGUCUUGGCAACAAGGUAAAACGGCUGGAGAUCUUUCAACUGCAUUCUGUCAUCUGCCAAGUGGAAAUGUGAGGAAUGUAGGAUCGUCUUUCCCUGUUCCUCAUCUUUCCCCCAGAAGAAAUCCCCCAUGAAAGCAGAAGUCUAUAAAUUCUUCAGACCUUAAGAAAAGAUCUCUCUUUAAAAUGAAUGGAUUCAUUAAAAAAAUAAAGAACAAAGGAUGUAAGUAAUUUGAUAUUUGUUGUUCUCCUUUACAUACAAGGUUUUGGAGCUUUAUUCUCACGAGCUGGUCUCAUGCUCCAAAUUUGUAAUUUUAGAAUAAAAUGACGAAUUCCAAGUGAAUGCUGUAAAAGAAUUCUUGAGUGCUAAUAUCUAUAGGCUGCCCACAGAUGCUUCUUUUUAUCUUUCUGCUUUUAUGAUAAUCUUUCAAUCCAGUUUUUUUGUUGUAUUUGAAAUAUCCAUUGUCCAUAUUCUCUACCUCCCAUAAAUUCAGAAGCUAAGUAUUCUAGUGCUGGUGAUUUGAUGCAGUCAUAAUGAAUUAGAAUCAAAAGCCUAUUUGAAUGUUUUAAAAUAUUCAAUUACACACAACAUGACAGAAGUAAGGACUGCCAGUAGUUCAGUGCCAUGAAUGCUUAUGGGAUAGUACAAAGUCUCUGUGAUGCAUAUUUAGUUCUAGUUUUUACAAGAUAAGUAUGCUGAGAACCAUGCAGGAAAAAACACACAUUAAUUCUGUUUCCUACCAGUCUUUUCUCAAAAACUGGUGGGUUACAUAUUGCCAUCACAUUUAGGUGCAAAACUAAGUGGCCCAAAACCAAUUUAAAUUAAGGGGCUUAAGCUUGCUUCAUUCUGUGCUAGAGAUGGGAGAGAAAUUUGUUCAGUUCACAUUUUAAUGCGAACUUCCUUAGUUUCGCUCCUUCGAAUCACUAUGCGAGCCAAAACUCUCCAAUCAAAAAUGUAUAUGAAAAUGUGUAUAUCAAGGAAAAUAAUGUUAAAAAUGUAUUAUAUUAGGAAAAUUGCUUGCAAAAACUGUAUAUUAGGCAAAAAUGCACACAAAAUGCAUGUAUUAGGAGAAAUGCAUACCAAGAUGCUUGUGGUUAUUUAUGUGACUUUAAAAAAAGAACAAUUCAAACUUCAGGACAAACUUAAUAUUUGGAAAAAUGAGAAAUGGAAAGAACCAGAAAUUGACAGAUUCGUCUAUCCCCACCCUGUACUGGACUGUACCAAUUGGUCUAAACAAGAAAUAACCAGUUUUGUCACCCAUUUAACAUUGUAUUCUCCCUCCUUGCCAAGCCAGCCUCUUAAAACCGAUGCUGAAUAAUUGGAAGGGACUACCUAAUUUUGCCAAAACAGAAUGCUUCCAUGUAUUCUUGGUAGAAUUUUGUUUUGUAAUUCCUCUUUACACUAGGAAUAUUAUCUGGAAAACUAACAUUGUAGGAAAGAAGCACAGCACUCUAGGCCUAGAAAGUCAUGUCUACCUCAGCUAAGUGCAUUCAGAAGGGGACAUGGAAUGAUCUUAUGCUGACUUUACUAAAGAAUCAGAUAAGGUUGUUUUCAGGCCAGGAACGGUUUUGUUUCAGCAGCCCAUUUAGAAAUUUGAUAAAAUGGCUUACUCAAAGAAAUUGGAUCACAGUGUGAUAGAAGCUGAGAUGCACGCCCUUUUGUGUGUGCGACCCAGCAUUAGCCAUUGUUGAACAGGCUAUUUUAAGCAGAGAGAUCUCUGUAACCCCAAACUGAUAGACUUUAAACCAGAGCAUCGGUUUUUUAAAACUGUAAGACUGGAGGUGAGUCACAGUCUCCUAGAGAGGCUAAUGAUAUAUUUUAAUACAAAUUGGAUCAUUCUGUGAAACUCUUUAUACCGUUAGAGAUAAUUAAAUGUUAUUUGCUUUUUAUGUAUCACAGGACUCAAAUCUACACCACCAACUAGAUACCCGUAGGCAGGUCCUUAAAGCCUCAUAUAUCUAAAAUGAAUGGUGAUCUGAUGGGACAGCAUAUGCCUGGCUGCAGUACAUUCUGGGCACAGUUUAAAUAACUGAACUUUUUCUCAUCCAAUUGAGGUUUAUGUCCCAAAUCCAUUCUCAGAAGUAAGGAUAAAUAGUGCUUUUUCAUUUAAAAAAAGGUUCAAUAAAUUAUGUUAAAGGCAGAACUCUUUCAAUUUACAGCAUUUUAUAAAUGUACCAGAUUAAUGAUGGGGCUAGAAGAACUGCUAUAAGAAAGUCUUAUGUUUUGCACAUAAUAUAAUUCCAUUGUGUUGAGUUUUAUUCUAGCGCCUCCUUAUACCAGAAAGCUAUUGCAGCUUUUAGUAUAAGGAAGUGUUCGUUUUGAAUGCAGUGAUCAUGAUAGACUGGAACCGAGGUGUGCGUGAAAUUCUUACACAUGCACACACACCCAAGAAUCGAUCUGGUGAAAUGCAGAGUUGGCACGUAACAGGACGCUGGUGGAAGACAAUGUGAAAAUGUAGAAGCCUCCUAGAGUGUGUUUAUGCUUUAAUGUCCAAAGCUGACAUUAGAAUGUUCUAUUCCCUCUUCAUGUCAUUUUUUGCACCGGCCUCAUUUGGGGCAAUAAAUCUCUUGUCAGUGGCAGGAAAGGCCCAGUUGUCCAUGCAUUUAAUCAGAUAUGAUUUAUCAUAAUAAACAUCUCAAGGCUCCUCAUGUAUAACAACUUCCAUAUAUUGCUUUGAAGAGGCAAAGGGCUAAACCUUAAAAAAAAAGUAAUUUCAUGUGUAUUGGAACUAUUCAUGGUUUUCAAGCACAUACGUAAAAGGAGAAUACAUCGCACAAUUUACCAGAUACAGCGGCUGUAUUUCCUCCAUUAAUUUCAAUGGGAUUGUGUCCAGGUUUCACUAUGAAUCCAGGUUUCAUUAGAAUGAAUGGAGAACUUGCUGUAGUAAUACAUAGUGGCUUAUGCCCAUGCUUUGCAAAAUGUGCAAUCCCACAAUGAGAGGGAAUGUGGUGAAUAAACUUCCACUUACAGUUCAAUGGUAUUAAAAGAUGCAAAUUAAAAUGUGUUACUUUUUUUUAUCCUGCUUGACCGGCUUCAGGAAUGUAUCACUUCAGCUUAGAAUUACUAUACAGUCACUUGUGCCUAUAUAUCUGUUUUUGUCAAUCAUCUUUGCUCCAUUUGUUACUUCAAUGGCAUAGACUCAUGUAUGGUAGAGUUUAAUUUGUUUUCAGAUCUGUCAUACUGUUCUGUAUUAGUAUUCCCCAGAUACAGUCCAACAUGACGUCAUCACUUUGAGGCUGUUGGUGGAACCUUGUCCUAAGUAUCUACUGUAGCAUUUUGCUAACAAUCCUAAAGAAUACUUUUUUUCAUACUGUAGUGUCCCUGUAAAUUAAAUAGAUACACGAGCCAAUUACCUUUUACCCUUAGGGCUCCCAAUUUUCCAUUGCUUUGUUAAUUAAAUAUAAAUAUUGAAGAUCAGGCAGGGUAAGAAAAAGGCCUUCCUUUGGGGCGGUGGGGUCAAAACAACAGUCACCUCCCCCAAGCCCCUGCUGAUGGCUGACAAGUGAGGGUUGAAUUUUCUUCAUGCUGCCAAGGAAUAUCCCUUGCAGCAGGUGGUAGGGUGUAAGCCACUAGGGCUGGGCUCAAAAGGGGAGGGGAUUGUCUUGGCUGAGGAGAAGCAAAGAACAGCUCUGUUUCCCCUCAGCCAACAGCCAAUUCAGCUGAUGAGCAACUUUGAGGAGGCCUUGCUGAAUCUUAAGAGCUCUUGGAUUGCAGCAAUCACCUCCCUGGCAUUCCCUUACCUACUGGCUGACGAAUUUAUGGAAACAAGGAAGGAAGAGGAUAGGCAUUAAAAGUGAAAAUCUCGAUCUUCCCUCUGUCCUAUUUCCCCAUCCACCUAGCACCUCAAUGCAAAUUCCUUGUGAAGGUGCUUCCUUACGUAUUUCCAAAUUUGGUCCCAGUGACUUUACAUUGACUCACUAAGGCCAGAUAGACUGCAUUUCUCUUGGGACUUUUCUUUUUGUUUUUGAGCAAACCAAGCAUCAUUCAAGGAGCAGAUAAUAAGGUAGAUGUGAUAAUGUAUGAGAUGAGCUGCUGUUUCAAGCACCCACAGGUUCCACAUACGUUGUUGUUGUUGUUUGACUUGUUGUUGUUGUUGUUGUUUGACUUCCUUUUUUAAUGUUGUCUGACUUGGUGUUUGUUUGUUUUUAGGGUUCUUAUAAAAAUAAUGCAUCUGAGAUUUUUCAGGGAUGACAGCUAGAAAAAAAUAGCAGCAUUGCCUUGUUUUAUUAUGGCCUAGUGUUUGUAUCUAAUCCAUCCAAAUCUUAUUUGUGUGAUAUAAAUGAAAAAUAACCUUUUCAAGUCUUCACUGGAAUGCCAUAUGCAAGGGCCACAACAAUACCAGGAGCUUAAGAGGGUUUUUUUGAAAUACAAAGUAAGCACUUAUUAAAAGUGCUCAUUUUUCCAUACGUAUUCUCUGCUGAAAAGAUGCUUUAUCAACUGCAUAAUUUUGUUAAGCAAAAAAUAUAUACCUUUUUGUUUGUGAAGCAGCUGUGGAUAUCUGUUAGCCAUUGGGUUCAAUCAAUGCCUUUUAUUUUCCCCUCCAGAAGCAAAGUGGAAAGUUUGUUGAAUUAGUAUAUGAUAGUGGCUCACCCUAAUAUUUCUUUGCCUUGCAGUCUAGCAGCCAUAAGCAAAUGUGUGGGAAGCGAGUUCAGUCGUAUCUGGUGUUUGGUGAUAUGACAUAUUUUAUAUGCCCCCCCCAAGAUAAUAGGGAAUUGGCAAAUUGUUCUUCUUAAAAAGUGAUUGAACACGUCCAUGCAAAAGACUAGGAGCUAUUUGCCUGCCCAAAGCAAUGGUUCUCCUCAUAUAAUAGUAGCAGACAGCCGCAAGGAAUUUCCACGCUUGAUAACAGUGAAUGAUAUGUCAUCAAUUUGCUUAGAAUGAAAUGGUGGUUUAUUUGUUUGUUUAUUGGGCAAGUGGAACUGACUUCAUAAUGCUUAGAGCUAUGGUCUAUAGCACUUGCCAAUAUGACCAUUCAAUAUUUUCAACUUUUGGAAUUGAUGCUGCAUUUUUCUGACAACAUUCAUUUUUCACAGUUUUAUCCCCCACCCCAUCCCAAAAUUACUACAUAACUUCUGCACGCUGUAUUUCUGGAUUGACUUACUUCCUGGCUAAAAAUGCUGUUUACAAGCUGCAUCUCAAUGACCUGGUUCACAUGAUGGGUUAUCAUGAGUUAAUUAACCCACAAUUAGGGUUGUGGUGCGUCAUGCAAACCCAGCCAUCAUGGGUUGAGGAUUAAACAACCCAUACUGGGUAGUUGGCUUAAGUGUGGGUUGUUUAACCCUCGAGGGCCAAGUUCACACAAAAGGCUGCAAACCCCGAUUGAGGGUUGCAUAUUCAAAAUGGUGGCUGUGCAGGCCCCGGGGCUAAUCUUGAUAAGUGAACCUGCCCUAUUUCUAGGUUCUACAGGACAGUUCUUUAAAAAAUGAGAAAGGAAACCUUCAUCACGUUAGUAUAGCAAACAUGGAACCUUAAUCCCACCUUCAUUGUACAUUUAAGCAUUUAAGUUUCUAUUGAUCACAAUGUUAGUGGAUACUGCAGGACAGUAAUUUUGUUUUCCAUUGUGUUAGAGUGUCAUAUAGACUGCUACUUGUUUUAUGAAGACCCCAUUCCAUUUUUUUAGAAACAUCAAAUUCUAUUAUCGUUCUUAACCAAUAUAUAGCAUGAACAGUCUUAAUUCUAGGCUUUUGAUUUUAAACCCAUUGGCAGCCAUGAAACCAAAAUUGUAUGUGCUUUAUAGAGCAUGCAUAGAGCCAGAGCACAGUCAGCCCUAUAUACACACAUUGGCUUGACUGGUGGCUUCAAACUAUUAUUAUAUCUCCUAUUCAUUUUGACAGAUUGUAUAACUGCAUCUUCAAUAUGUGAAUCAUGCACUGAAAAAAAUGUUCCUGGCUGAGCAUCUAGUGGCUUAGAAUAAUUCUGUUUGUAUUGGUGCUUCCAUUCCAUUACGACAGUAAAGCUUGAGAAAUGUAUGUAGGGAAUCAGAAAAACCACUUACUGUGAAGGAAUUGUCCUGUAGUCUAUUCUUUCUGAUCAAGUAUUUAUAUAUUUUCCCAGGUUUUGUUUGUCUGUUUGUUUGUUUUUGCUCCCAUUGCUGAAAAGAAUAGUCACAAUAAUCUUCCCAAUUUUUCUCUGGCUGUAGAAACACCUGCCAAUGAUAACAUUUGCUAAUAUAUGUGAGCCAUGUGUUAUCAUAGCAAUGGCUGCCUUUGGACUGGGAUCAUGCUCAAACUGUUUGAUCGUUGUUUUCAAAGACAUCCAAGUGGGUUUUGCUUAAAGGACAAAGAAGGUGUUAUGUUAUGACUAUAAAUCACUUGAUGCACUGGGAAACCAACAUAGACUCAUAGAGAUGGUCAUAUGUCACCUAAACUCAAUAGAUCAGUGAGAUGUCUUACAUUCGAAAUGAACAUAGGAUGCCUGACAUGUAAAGGUAGUACAGAUAACUGCACAGUUCCUAUUGUUUAUUCCCCCACUAACACAAGUUUUUCAGCUGAGAUUUGUUCACAACUUUUCUUCUUGCUUUCUCAAUUAGACGGAGGUGGGCAACUUGUGGUCUACAACUCCCAUGACCCCUCACCAUUGGCUCUACUGGCUAGAGCUAAUGGGAGUUGUAGGUCAAAGAUCUGGAGGGCCGCAAAUUGCCCACCCCUGCAAUAGAAGUACUACAGCGGCCAUUUCUUCCAUUCAGUCAAUGCAUGGAUACGACUAAUACUUGGACUUGUGCCUGUUGUCCUUUCUCCUGACCUCUGCGUGUUCAGCUAAAGAUGCAAAUAUAGCCUGUGUCCACACAAACUGUGCAUGCUUGGACUUCCCUCCACAUGGUUGGGAGCGCUGCAAAAGGCAGGGUGCUGGACUGCUCAUCCACACAGGCUCUGUUCAGACCCUCAGCUGAACAGGUGAGAAGUCGGGGUUGGCAACAGAGGGUGCAGUCCUGGUCUACUGUAUAUAUUUGGGAUGUGUGCAAUGUCGAUGUGAAAAUGGCUAGAGGUUUCCGCUUUUCAAAAGAAGUCAAAGUCAGGAUGUUGUGGUUUAGAGGUCUAUGGAACUUGUGUAUUUCAUAUACAGGCCCAGAAUUCUCAACAUGUUCUCUCAGCAUUAAAUGUGCAGUUCUAUGCAUGUUUAGACAGGCAAGCAUCUGUCUAAAAACUGCUGGCUGGGGAAUCCUGGGAUUUGUAGGACUUUUUUUCUGUCUAAACACACAUAGGAUUUCACCCUUCAUGAUUGAAACGUCUAAGCUUCUGAGAAUAUAUUUAUCAUCUGACCCUAGAUAUGAUUAACAAUCUUAUGCCCACUUACCUGGGAGUAAGCUCAUUGAAUUAAAUGGGAUGUACAUCUGACUCCACUUCUAAAGGAUUGUGGUAUGUUUUCUAAAGCCUCACCCCCUCCGCCAGCCAAUAUAACAUCCAUGCAGUCUUUCCUUCAAGAGCCUGCUAGUACUAAACAGUCUGAGCUCCUUCUUUUCUUUAGGUUUUGCUAAAACCUUACUAAUCUGUUACUCCAAAAACAGCCCAGCAAAAUUAAUCCUCAAUAAAAACAGAAUUAUUGUGGUUUGAGGCAUCUUUCUUUUAAAAGGAAAAAAAAGAAACUAUCUUCUUUAUGUGAGUUGCAGGGUGACAGCAUUGCUGACAGAUCUUUUUUUAAAAAACAAAUUUCGAUCUAUUUGUGCAAUACUGGCUCGCAGGUGUGGUGAGCAGUUGCCCUUAAAUCUUAUUUAGUUAUUUAAGGUAGGUGUGUGUGUGUGUGUGUGUGUGUGUGUGUGUGUGGUUUUUUAAGAUUUUUAAACAAAAAGCAAGAGUCAAUGCAAGUUAUCUGUCAAAAACUCAGCGUGCUAAAGUGUGCAUAUACUAUAUAUCAACUGGGUCUUCUAUCUUGGAUGUGUAAUGCACACUGCAUUACUUAGGAUUCCUGUUGGUUUUGCUGUUGUAGAGACUGCUGCUGCUUGCACGCUGUGAUACAUUUGCACUGUUGUAGAUAUAUGUAAACAUCGUUUUGUUUUGUUUUUCCCCUCCUGGUGGCUUGUUUAUCUUUUUGUAGUUCAGACCAUAUAACUGAUUGAACUACAUGUACCUUGAUCUUAUAUACCUAAUGAAAAGAUUUAGGAUGUUGGGCAUUCUAACUCUGUCCUUUCAAUAAACUAACAUUAAAGGCUUUGUAUAUUUCUGUAUAGUUGAUUCCUGUAGGAUAUUUGUAUGUCUAUUCUUUUGCAAAUUAGAGCUCUUGUUUUCUGAAAACGGAGAACACUUAUGAUAAUGUAACAAAGAAAGACUAAAAUAAAGUAUUGCUAUUUUCUGAUUA